UGGCAAUGGUGCAUCGAAAAACCCAAAUUUCAGCAAAAGUAUGCCUACAAGCCAAAACGAGCUCCGAAUCCGUUUCAACCACUAUCAAAUCUCCGCUUCGGAUUUUUUGGUUAAGACUUAAGAAUGAGACAUCCACUCCCUCCUCUCCCACACGCGUGCUUCUUGAAUGCUGGACGCGGCCAAACAGCGCCAGCAGCAAAUCUCCAGGCUGCACAGCAGCAGCAGCGACCGCCCGCAGGCAUGCAACAGCAGCAGCGGCACGGGGAGAAAAAGGUGGGCCAAACCGGGCACGAAACCGAAGCGCUCACCGUCCCUCACCCAAAUCGCCGACCGUGAGGAGAGAAGCCGAGCUGAAGAGAGGGAGGGCAGCAGGCGGCAGCGCGGAGGGGAAAUGGGGAAUGCGCGACCAGUGUGAGCCUCUCACCCCCGCGAAAUCCCACCGCUUCUGAUUCCGCCGGCUAAAUUAGCUGGGCUAAACGGUGGACGGCGGCUUCGAGAGGUUCGUUCGAGACAGUCAGGGUGAGGUUGUGAGGAGCCACGGCGACGGGGAUGAUGAAGGGAGGGGGCGGGAAGGAGACGCUCACCGCCUCCUUCCUCCGCUUCCUCCUCCUGCUCCUCCUCCCCCUCACCGCCUUCUACUUCCUCUACACGCUGCAGCUCCUCCUCACCUCGGCAUCGUCGGCCGCCUCCAACUGCGUCCCGGACGCCGUCUCGGUCUCCCGGGUGUCCGCCAACCUCACGGCGGCGGAGAAGCAGCUGCCCCCUCCGGCCGCAGCUGUGUCCACGGCGACGACGCUGCAGCACGUGGUGUUCGGCAUCGCGGCGUCGUCGCGGUUCUGGGACAAGCGUAAGGAGUACAUCAAGGUGUGGUGGCGCCCGCGCGGCGCCAUGCGUGGUUACGUGUGGCUGGACCGGAAGGUGCGCGAGUCCAACAUGUCCACGGCGCGCACGGGGCUCCCGGACAUCAGGAUAUCGUCCGACACCUCCGCCUUCCCCUACACGCACCGCCGCGGCCACCGCUCCGCCAUCCGCAUCUCCCGCAUCGUCUCCGAGACGUUCCGCCUCGACCUCCCCGGCGUGCGCUGGUUCGUCAUGGGCGACGACGACACCGUCUUCUUCCCGGACAACCUACUCACCGUGCUCAACAAGUUCGACCACCGCCAGCACUACUACAUCGGCUCCCUAUCCGAGAGCCACCUGCAGAACAUAUACUUCUCCUACGGGAUGGCGUACGGCGGCGGCGGCUUCGCCAUCAGCCGGCCGCUGGCCGAGGCGCUCGCGCGGAUGCAGGACGGCUGCCUCCGCCGGUACCCGGCGCUGUACGGCAGCGAUGACCGGAUCCAGGCGUGCAUGGCGGAGCUGGGCGUGCCGCUCACCAAGCACCCGGGGUUCCACCAGUACGACGUGUACGGCGACCUCCUCGGCCUCCUCGCGUCCCACCCGGUCGCGCCGAUUGUGACGCUGCACCACCUCGACGUCGUGAAGCCGCUGUUCCCGGAGGUGAGGUCGCGCGCCGCAGCGGUGCGGCGGCUGUUUGACGGGCCGGUGAAGCUGGACACGGCGGGGCUGAUGCAGCAGUCCAUCUGCUACGACGGCGCCAACCGUUGGACGGUGUCCGUCGCGUGGGGGUUCACGGUGCUGGUGGCAAGGGGCAUAAUGUCGCCUCGGGAGAUGGAGAUGCCGGCGCGCACGUUCCUCAACUGGUACCGGCGCGCCGACUACACGGCGUACGCGUUCAACACGAGGCCCCUGGCGCGCAGCCCGUGCCAGAAGCCCGCCGUGUACUACCUGUCGUCGGCGCGGCGUGCGGCCUUGCGUGGCGGGGUGACCACGGAGACGCGGUACGACCGGUGGCGCCACCCGAACGAGACGCGGCCCGCGUGCCGGUGGGACAUAACCGACCCGGACGCGCAUCUCGAUCACAUCGUCGUGCUCAAGAAGCCUGACCCCGGGCUCUGGGACAGGUCUCCAAGGCGAAAUUGCUGCCGAGUGGUGUCUUCGCCCAAGGAUGGCAAGAACGGGGAGAAGACGAUGACCAUCGAUGUAGGCGUAUGCAGAGAAGGCGAGUUCAGCCAAGUAGCCGGAGCGUGAACUUUCAUAUAGAGAUAGAUGAAGAUAGGAAGCUUCAAAUUCUUUUCUUUUCUUGCGCGAAUCCAUUCUUCUUGUAGGGCAUGAACUAGUCGAAACACCUCUCUUUGCGCCUCACGGGCGUCUAGCUGUAACUGCAGUUCACAAAACGCCAGAAGGCCAGGACUAGAAGUUUUGGCCGGGCGUUCCGGCAUGGUGACGGCAGUCAACCCGCCGCCCUACGCGCAACUAGCGACGGCUACGGUGCCUAGAUUUUGGGUAUAGUAUGUGCUAAACUUGGCCUUUUUAUUAUGGAAACAAAAUAUUUCAGCCUUUUGCAA
Zea mays is the source of this 2408-nucleotide messenger RNA. RefSeq lists its product as uncharacterized. The record is from RefSeq and is a predicted model, not a curated record. NCBI's taxonomy places the organism in Eukaryota, Viridiplantae, Streptophyta, Magnoliopsida, Poales, Poaceae. Bases 550 to 2091 code for a protein of 513 amino acids. The transcript is spliced from 2 exons.